UUCUUGAGUUGGAUCUGCGCUAGAAGCAUUUAGAGGUGAGGCCGGAGUAGUGGCAGUUCUGCGGCACAGGCGGGAGGGACCUCCGCGUCAGUGGCGCAAGCUGGUGAGAGCGGUGCGAAAGUCCGAGGUUUUAAAAAAAAAUCCCUUGCUCAAGAAACACAUUUUGCUGGUAUAGUUUCAGAAUGUCAAGUACUGUGUCCUACUGGAUCUUAAAUUCUGCAAGGAACAGUAUUGCCACAUUACAAGGAAGUGGACGUUUGUAUUCAAGGUGUGCCUCAAGUAGGAAUAAAUCAGAGUGGAAGCUCUUUUCCUGGAUACCAACCACCCUAAAAAACAAUCCCCCACAUGGCAGCUUUGCUCUGCCGAAAGCCUACAGACACACAUGGACAGAGGAAGAUGAUUUCCACUUACAACUCAGCCCUGAGCAGGUAAAUGAAGUGCUGCGAGCCGGCGAGUCAGCCCACAAGAUUCUUAAGCUCAGUAGAGUCCCAAAUUCGGUGUUGCGGUUUGAGAGCAACCAGCUGGCUGCCAAUUCCCCAGUGGAGGACCGGCGAGGUGUAGCCUCCUGCCUGCAGACCAACGGGCUGUUGUUUGGCAUCUUUGAUGGACAUGGUGGCCAUGCAUGCGCUCAAGCAGUGAGCGAGAGGCUCUUCUACUAUGUGGCUGUGUCACUAAUGUCUCAGCAGACCUUGGAGCAGAUGGAGAAAGCCAUGGAAAACAUGAAGCCCAUGCUGCCCAUACUGCAGUGGCUCAAGCACCCCGGGGACAGUAUCUACAAGGAUGUCACAUCAGUCCACCUUGAUCACCUCCGGGUCUACUGGCAGGAGCUACUUGACCUGCACAUGGAAAUGGGACUGAACAUUAAGGAAGCAUUAAUGUACUCCUUCCAGAGACUGGAUUCUGACAUCUCGCUGGAAAUCCAGGCCCCUCUAGAAGACGAGAUGACAAAAAACCUUUCACUCCAGGUUGCUUUCUCUGGGGCAACAGCUUGCAUGGCCCAUAUUGAUGGAAUUCAUUUGCAUGUGGCAAACGCUGGUGACUGCCGGGCCAUCCUUGGUGUCCAGGAGGAUAAUGGCGUGUGGUCUUGUCUGCCCCUCACCCAUGACCAUAAUGCCCGGAACCAGGCUGAGCUGUCACGGCUGAAAAGGGAACAUCCUGAGUCAGAAGACAAGACGAUCAUCAUGGACGACAGGCUACUGGGCGUCCUCAUGCCCUGCAGGGCGUUUGGGGAUGUCCAGCUGAAGUGGAGUAAAGAGCUACAGCGCAGUGUCCUGAAGAGGGGCUUUGACACCGAGGCCCUCAACAUUUACCAGUUCACUCCCUCCCACUACUACACUCCACCCUACCUGACUGCUAAGCCCGAGGUCACAUACCAUAGGCUGAGGCCCCAGGAUAAGUUCCUUGUGCUGGCCUCAGACGGCUUAUGGGAUGUGCUGGACAAUGACAAUGUGGUGAGGCUGGUGAUGGAGCACCUGAAUGAAGCAGAUCGGUAUAAGCCAGACCUGGCCCAGAGACCUGCCAACCUGGGACUCAUGCAGAGCCUGCUCCUGCAGAGGAAAGCCCAGGGUCUCCACUCUCCUGACCGAAAUGCCGCCACACGUCUGAUCAGAUAUGCCAUAGGGAGCAAUGAGUAUGGCGAGAUGGAGCCGGAGCGGCUGACAGCAAUGCUGACGUUGCCAGAGGACUUGGCGAGGAUGUACAGGGAUGAUAUCACUGUCACUGUGGUAUAUUUUAACUCAGACUCAAUUGAUGCAUAUUACAAGAGUGUUAAGAAUCUCCCAUCCUAUUUCCAAGAGUAACUUAAAUGCUCAUCUAAGACAUUUUCCUUACUCUUAAACUGGCUAUUCAAACCUUACUGUUAAAAGGACAGGCAGAUAUAGGUUGCUUAAUAAUAGACUAAUAUAAGAAAAAAAAAGAACAACCUAAGUUUAAAAACAAUAGCAGUGAUUUCACAUCCCUGUGUGUUUCGGUCACCUCUUCUAUGCAGAGAGGACAGAGAGUAGAGACCAUAGAAUUGGCUUGAGCUCAUGUAGGUCAAAUCCUUUUAUGAAGACACUGUUGUUAAACCGUGUCAGCCUGAGCCUUCAUAGGAUAAAUUUAAUCAUGAUUCUAAGCACAUGAAGGACUUCAGGAUCUUCUGGGGUCUUGCUCAAAAUCUGCAAACUUGAUCAUUCUUCUCAAUCACAAUCAUGGACUUUUAGACUAUGAAGGAAGGUGUUAUCUGUUUUUUAUUUACCAAGACUUGGGUUUAUAAAGGAUAUUACAGAACACUUUUCUAUGCAACAGUCUAACCUUUUUUGUGAUUAUACUUCUGAAAACAUUUUAUAAUGCUGAAUUCUAGUUCUGUUUUAGCUUUUUAAAAAAACUGAGUCCUCAAACUUGCAAACAGGCCUGCUGUCAGCAUGCUUGGAAUGACUCAUCUUUGUCUUCAGCUGAGAGUGAGAGGGGCUAGGCCUCUGGACCAACGGAAUUUACUUGUGCAGCACUGUUUCUUAUUAACCCCCUGAACCUUCAAGCCAUACUAGGAGGUAACUACUGUUUAAGCCUUAACUCCUGGCCUUUCCUACAUUUAUCAUUUCCUCCAGUGCUUAGCCUUUAGAGGUUUAGUCAUAGCACUUAACCUUUCUAAUUACACCUCUCAACAAUUCUUUUAUUAAUUCCUACCUUUGCUAUGCUGAACUCUCAUCCUGCUGCUGACUACCUGGAAAGAAUGCUUUUUCUUCAGAUGGUUGUAGGGAAGGAAAAAUGUGAUCUCCUUGUGUCAGAUGUUUAGGUAGGACUGGCUUAUGCAGUGGAUUGUGGACUUAAAAUUUAGCCUUAAUCUGGAGAAGACUUUAGAACAGUCACUAAUCAAGGCUUCCUAUGUGCAUCUUGAGAGGCAGUGGGGAGGAGGAAGGAAUGAGAUUCAUCAGAUGGAACUCUUGCCCCUAGAAUGUGGGAUAAAUGACCAUUGCUACUUGUUAGGAACUAGACCAUAUUUAGCAUAGGAGUUGGGGCAAAAAUAAAUGUAACCUGUAACGGCUUCCAUCAGCUGCACAGUCUUUGUGCUUUUUAGAAAAUUAAUUCAUGUGAAUCUUUUUUGGGGGGAUGAGUUUUAUAUUCCCACGAAUUCCUAUGUCAUUUAAACAACAAAAAAUGUGUCCUUAAAUGGAAACACAGUAUAAUCCCACAAAACUGACAUUUUUAUUUUCCUGUUCUAUAUUCACAGAUCUUUCUCAUCUCACACUCUGGUGCCAUCCACUGAAAGAAAAGCAAAUAACUAGAUUUGACAAACUUCCUCAUUUUUCUUCAUGUCUCAGUGACAUUUAUUCAAGUGUAUUGGGAUACUUCUAGCCUGAGGACAUUUCCCUGUACAUUUUCCAGUGCAACUGGUUAGCGGUAUGGCUUCAUCUAAGAAAUUCUCUUUUGAAUGCUUAGUCUUGGUCCUAAUAUUCUGAAACCAUUAAUAUUCCUUCAAAUCUCUUAGAUCUUAUUUCCGAAAUAAAAUGUGAAAUACUACCAUUCUGCUCUUAUGAAGGUUUGUUGCUAGAGCCAAAGACUGCUUGUCUGACAACCUUUGUUCCUUAUGCCCGCUUAACCCUGGCACACCCGCGGAGCAUUUACCUGGAUUAUAGUGAAUCCUGUUUUAGAGCCAGCAUGGUCAUAAAUGUAUCUGAUUCAGUAACUUGUAGGAUAUCUGAGAGAAUACAGACUUUCCAGCUGUUUCUCUGCUUAAUAGAUUUCCUGCUUUCUAAUCGAUGUAUUGAGAGAGAAGAAAGGCCAGUUUAUUGUCUGCCUUCUUCCACUGUGGACUUUGUCAGUUCUUUCCGUGAAUGCUCCAAGGGGUGCCUCCUUCUGGUUAAACCCCGGUGUGUGUCUCUCUGACCACAGUUCUGCUGUCACAGGCCUUCCUGGUGGGCUACUACUUUAGGGCACUGGGAUUUGAGAGGGGCUUGGUGGUACUUGUCAAGUCUUUUAUCAUUUGUCAUUUAUCAAAAGCAUUUAUCAUUCCUUUUAUGUAAAGAUUUCAAUUUUGACACUUCUAAAAUGAACUAAAACAUGAGAUUGAACUGUUAAUAUUUUAGUUGUAACUUUAUUCAAAAGUAUGCUUUGAUGCUUUAAAUUGCAUAUUUAUUAUUAUAAAUAAGAAACUUUGAUGAUAUUAUCCUAAUUUAGGUAUUUUAUAUAUAAGUAAAAUACAGCCCUGCUGAUUCUGGGGAUUAGUCAAAAUGGAUAGAGAAGAUGGUAUUCUAAAUUCAAAUUAGUAUGCUAAGUCAAGUUACUUAGAUAUUCAGUUUUCUGAGAUGUUAAUUGUAACAUUAAAGCUAAUUUAUUAUAAUGAAAAUGUAAACUUUGAGGUAUGUUACUAUAUAUAAACAUUUCUCCCAGAGGUAUGAUUGGCCUAAAAGAUCUCUAGUGUUGGGCAUACUGAGUAAAGUUCAGAUUAGACACAAUUGAGCUGGCACCUUUUAUACAUAAGUGAAAUAUAAACAGCUCAAACUUGAGUUAAGGAAGAGAAUAAUUGUAGGGACCAAGAAAAUGUGUUCAGGAUGGGUCUGUCUUGACUCUUUUGUCCAUCAGCCCCUGAUGCCCCAUGUUCGUCUGACAAUUUUUGGAAAGCCUUAACUUCCCAGGUUAAGCCAGAAUGUCCUGGAACUGAGCCACCUUACUUUUAUCUAUCUUAAAGUGGUUCAUUUGUCUCUGAAUGUGACUGUUUCCCAUGACGGUAAGAGCCCCAGUGUAGCUUUAGAGCUGGGGAAUGAAUGCUGGUGGUAGCACUUGUCAUGUGUGCUGCCAUGUGCAUUACUGAGUGGAAAACACAUUUGGACUGCUGUGCCACCAUCUCCUGAACAGGCUGAGGCUCUGUCCCUUAAUGCCUCAGGCACCUAAUAUUUAACCUGCCUCCUGGAAAAUAUUUCUUAUCAAGCAUUUACUUGGAAAAAUUAUUAACUAUGUUCUUUAAUAUUUACUGACAUUUGUAUUUAAAGCUGUAUACCAACAUUCAUAUUUAACACUGAUUUUCUAACCAUUAGCGAUAUUUAAGUAAAACUUAUAAAUAAAAGAGGCAAAUGAAA
Molecule: messenger RNA, 5054 nt
Organism: Pteropus alecto (black flying fox)
Lineage: Eukaryota; Metazoa; Chordata; Mammalia; Chiroptera; Pteropodidae
Gene: PDP2
Product: pyruvate dehyrogenase phosphatase catalytic subunit 2
Exons: 2
Coding region: 183-1799 (538 amino acids)
Biological process (GO): protein dephosphorylation
Molecular function (GO): cation binding; protein serine/threonine phosphatase activity
Source: RefSeq, a predicted model, not a curated record